ACUAAUAAAGCAAAAAGGCCCAAAUAUAUCUAGAGAGAGAGAGAGAGAGAGAGAGAGAGAGAGAGGGUUUUGCAUUUGCAUUUGCGUUUGCAUCGGAGAGAUGAUGGACGAGCAAGAAUUCAAGCGCCUCCUAGAUCUCUUCCCUCUCGUCCGAUCCCGCGACUACUGCGCUGAUGAAGAUUCUUCAGGACAGUCAACCUCUCGGUCAGCAAGAGAUAGCUUGGUGAAGGAAUUGCGAGGUGCAUCGGCUGAGGUCGAGGACAGUGAACCAAGGAAUGUAGGGGAACAGUCUGAUGCAUUCUGGGGGAAGCUACUAUUGGCUGCUGAGAGGAAGGUGGGCGCUGCUGAGGCGGAGCGGUUUUGCGAAGCUUUUCGACAAGUUCAUAGGAAACUGGUGUUCGAAGAACUGACGUUGGAUGCUGCCCAGAAAUUCAUAAACUCGUCAAGGAGUCCGGGUGAAUAGCUCCUUUCCGGAUUGUUCUCAUUUAGAUCCGGUCCUUGUACUCAAAAGUUGUUAAAGUUUCCUUCUUUAUCUUCAGCUUAGCUGUUCUUGCUUACAAUCAUUUCCCAAACUCGUGGAGCGGAAAAAGCAUAGUUUAAUUGAAGGUAGGCCACUGCACAUUGAACAGAUA
This is a messenger RNA of Syzygium oleosum, 632 nucleotides long. RefSeq lists its product as uncharacterized. Lineage: Eukaryota; Viridiplantae; Streptophyta; Magnoliopsida; Myrtales; Myrtaceae. The transcript has 6 exons. The record is from RefSeq and is a predicted model, not a curated record. The coding region runs from base 101 to 463 and encodes 120 amino acids.